This is a messenger RNA of Apodemus sylvaticus (European woodmouse), 1455 nucleotides long. RefSeq names its product iroquois homeobox 5 (gene Irx5). Gene Ontology annotation, cellular component: nucleus. NCBI's taxonomy places the organism in Eukaryota, Metazoa, Chordata, Mammalia, Rodentia, Muridae. The transcript has 3 exons. Gene Ontology annotation, biological process: cell development; regulation of transcription by RNA polymerase II; neuron differentiation. The record is from RefSeq and is a predicted model, not a curated record. Gene Ontology annotation, molecular function: RNA polymerase II cis-regulatory region sequence-specific DNA binding; DNA-binding transcription factor activity, RNA polymerase II-specific. The coding region runs from base 1 to 1455 and encodes 484 amino acids.
AUGUCCUACCCGCAGGGCUACUUGUACCAGCCGUCCGCCUCGCUGGCGCUCUACUCGUGCCCCGCAUACAGCACCAGCGUCAUUUCGGGGCCCCGCACGGAUGAGCUCGGCCGCUCUUCUUCGGGCUCCGCAUUCUCGCCCUACGCUGGCUCCACUGCCUUCACGGCUCCCUCUCCGGGCUACAACUCGCACCUCCAGUACGGCGCCGACCCCGCGGCUGCGGCCGCCGCCGCCUUCUCGUACGUGGGCUCUCCCUACGACCACACUCCCGGUAUGGCGGGUUCCUUGGGAUAUCACCCUUACGCCGCACCUCUGGGCUCCUAUCCUUACGGGGACCCCGCGUACCGGAAGAACGCCACUCGGGACGCUACAGCCACCCUCAAGGCGUGGCUCAACGAGCACCGCAAGAACCCCUACCCCACCAAGGGCGAGAAGAUCAUGCUGGCCAUCAUCACCAAGAUGACCCUCACCCAGGUGUCCACCUGGUUCGCCAACGCGCGCCGGCGUCUCAAGAAGGAGAACAAGAUGACGUGGACGCCAAGGAACCGCAGCGAGGACGAGGAGGAGGAGGAGAACAUUGAUCUGGAGAAGAACGACGAGGAUGAGCCACAGAAGCCCGAGGACAAGGGCGACCUCGAGGGCCCCGAAGCAGGAGGAGCAGAGCAGAAGGCGACUGCGGGCUGCGAACGGCUGCAGGGGCCGCUCAGCCCCGCGGGCAAAGAGACGGAAGGCAGCCUCAGCGACUCGGAUUUUAAGGAGUCGCCCUCCGAAGGCCGCCACGAUGAGCUGCCCAGGCCCCCGCGCGCGGGCGAGCCUUCCCCAGCUGGGCCCGCAACCGCGCGUCUGGCGGAGGACGCGGGUCCUCACUACCCCGCGGGUGCGCCGGCUCCCGGCCCGCACCCGUCCGCGGGAGAGCUGCCCCCAGGCUCGGGCGGAUCCUCGGUCAUCCACUCGCCACCGCCACCUCCCCCACCGCCUCCGGCCGUGCUAGCCAAGCCCAAACUGUGGUCUCUGGCAGAGAUAGCAACAUCCUCGGACAAGGUCAAGGACGGGGGCGGAGGGAGCGAGGGCUCUCCGUGCCCACCAUGCCCUGGGCCCAUGGGCGGGCAAACCCUUGGAGGCAGCCGCGCGUCUCCUGCCCCGGCGCCCGCACGCUCACCCUCGGCGCAGUGUCCCUUUCCGGGCGGGACCGUACUGUCCCGGCCUCUCUAUUACACGGCGCCAUUCUAUCCGGGCUACACGAACUAUGGCUCCUUCGGACAUCUUCACGGCCACCCGGGGCCAGGGCCAGGCCCUACAGCGGGUCCUGGCUCUCAUUUCAAUGGAUUAAACCAGACGGUGUUGAAUCGUGCGGACGUUUUGGCUAAAGACCCGAAAAUGUUGCGGAGCCAGUCUCAGCUAGACCUGUGCAAAGACUCCCCCUAUGAAUUGAAGAAAGGUAUGUCCGACAUUUAA